GCGCCUGCGCAGUGGCUCCGAGCGGGCGGUUGCUUGUUGGUUGUUGUAGUAACGGGGGAAGCAGCGGACUGCGGCGGCCGGGAGCCAGGCAGGGGAAGGAGGAGGGAAGUAGGAGCAGAACGCGGUCCCCGCCUGCCCGCCCGGAGCCAUGGGAGGAUGAGCCAGGACUCUGUGCCACCCAAAUUGUUUGAUCCAGUGAAUCUGCAAGGAAAGGUCUCUGAGGCCCCCUGUCUGCUGACUGCAUGACAAACCCCAAGGGAAAUGCCAGUCGUGAUGGCCCGGGACCUGGAGGAAACAGCGUCAUCCUCAGAGGAUGAGGAGGUGGUAAGCCAAGAGGAUCAUCCAUGUAUCAUGUGGACAGGAGGCUGCAGGAGAAUCCCAGUUUUGGUGUUCCAUGCUGAGGCGAUUCUGACAAAAGACAAUACUAUCCGAGUCAUUGGAGAACGUUAUCAUUUGUCUUAUAAGAUUGUGCGAACGGACAGUCGCCUGGUACGCAGCAUUCUGACAGCCCAUGGAUUUCAUGAAGUUCACCCGAGCAGCACGGACUAUAACCUAAUGUGGACUGGAUCCCACCUGAAGCCCUUCUUACUUCGCACCCUCUCUGAAGCACAAAAGGUUAAUCACUUUCCCAGGUCUUAUGAACUCACCCGGAAGGACCGACUAUAUAAAAAUGUCAUUCGAAUGCAGCACACGCAUGGAUUCAAGGCUUUUCACAUCCUGCCUCAGACCUUCCUCCUGCCAGCUGAGUACGCGGAGUUCUGUAAUUCAUAUUCAAAGGAUCGGGGACCUUGGAUAGUAAAACCAGUGGCCUCCUCUAGGGGUCGGGGUGUCUACCUAAUCAACAAUCCAAACCAGAUUUCCCUGGAAGACAACAUCCUGGUGUCCCGUUACAUUAACAACCCCUUGCUCAUAGAUGAUUUCAAGUUUGAUGUGCGCCUCUAUGUGCUUGUGACUUCCUAUGACCCUCUUGUCAUCUAUCUUUAUGAAGAAGGCUUGGCUAGGUUUGCAACUGUACGGUACGAUCAAGGAGCCAAGAACAUUCGGAACCAGUUCAUGCACCUGACCAACUACAGUGUGAAUAAGAAGAGUGGAGAUUAUGUCAGUUGUGAUGAUCCUGAAGUGGAGGAUUAUGGGAACAAAUGGAGUAUGAGUGCUAUGCUCAGGUACCUGAAACAAGAAGGUAGAGAUACAACUGCGUUGAUGGCCCAUGUGGAAGACCUAAUCAUUAAGACUAUAAUCUCUGCUGAGUUGGCUAUUGCCACAGCCUGUAAAACCUUUGUUCCGCAUCGCAGCAGUUGUUUUGAACUUUAUGGAUUUGACGUGCUCAUAGAUUCUACUCUGAAGCCAUGGCUACUGGAAGUGAAUCUCUCGCCUUCUUUGGCCUGUGAUGCACCUCUGGACCUAAAGGUUAAAGCCAGUAUGAUUUCAGAUAUGUUCACUGUUGUAGGAUUCGUGUGCCAAGAUCCUGCCCAGCGGGCCUCGACCCGGCCAAUUUAUCCCACCUUUGAGACUUCCAGGAGGAACCCUUUCCAGAAACCGCAGCGUUCCCGUCCACUCUCUGCCAGCGAUGCAGAAAUGAAAAACCUCGUGGGCUCAGCUCGGGAGAAAGUGCCGGGGAAAUUAGGUGGUUCUGUGCUUGGUCUAUCAAUGGAGGAGAUCAAAGUUCUACGGCGGGUGAAGGAGGAGAAUGAUCGGAGAGGUGGAUUUAUUCGCAUAUUCCCUACAUCAGAGACAUGGGAAAUAUACGGGUCCUACCUCGAACACAAGACCUCCAUGAACUAUAUGCUGGCAACACGCCUCUUCCAGGACAGAAUGACUUCUGAAGGAGCACCGGAAUUAAAGGUGGAGAGUACGAACUCGAAGGCCAAGCUGCAUGCAGCUCUUUAUGAACGGAAGCUCCUGUCUCUGGAAGUGCGGAAACGUAGACGUCGGAGUGGCAGGUUAAGGACGAUGAGGCCAAAAUACCCAGUGAUUACCCAACCAGCUGAAAUGAAUGUUAAAACUGAGACAGAGAGUGAAGAAGAGGAAGAAGGUGCAUUAGACAAUGAAGAUGAAGAACAGGAAGCCUCCUUGGAGGAGUCUGCAGGAUCCCUUGGAGAAAAUCAAGCCAAGUAUGCACCCUCAUUGACCGUUGUGGUAGAAAAUUCACCCAAAGAAACCUUGAAAGUUUUGGAAUGGAAUAAUAAAAAUGAACAGAGCUGCAAAAUUGAGACUCGAAAACCAGGGCCUAAAUUUAGCCUGAUGCAAAUUCUACAAGACAAUGGGAAUCUUAGCAAAGUGCAGGCCCGAAUAGCAUUCUCUGCCUAUCUCCAGCAUGUUCAGACCCGCCUGAUGCAAGACAGUGGAGAUCAAACGUUCAGUGCCAGUUGGGCUGCCAAAGAGGACGAACAGAUGGAACUGGUGGUUCGUUUCCUUAAGCGAGCAUCAAGCAACCUCCAUCAGUCAUUGCGGAUGGUAUUACCCAGUCGACGACUGGCACUUCUAGAACGCAGGAGAAUCCUGGCCCACCAACUGGGUGACUUCAUUUUUGUGUACAACAAGGAAACAGAACAAAUGGCUGAAAAGAAAUCGAAGAAGAAACUUGAGGAAGAAGAGGAAGACGGGGUGAAUACAGAAAACUUUCAGGAGUUCAUCAAACAAGCAAGUGAGGCUGAACUAGAAGAAGUGUUGACUUUUUAUACCCAAAAAAACAAGUCUGCAAGUGUAUUCCUGGGGACUCACUCCAAAAGUUCUAAGAACAGCAGCAGUUAUUCUGAUACUGGGGCAAAAGGUGAUCACCCUGAGACGAUGGAAGAAGUGAAAAUAAAGCAGCCUAAACAGCAACAUGCAACAGAAAUUCACUCUGAUAAAUUCUCUCGUUUUACCACUGCAGCAGAGAAAGAGGCUAAAUUAGUCUAUACUAGUUCUUCCUCAACUUCUUUCUCUGGUCCUGCUGCUGCUCUUCUGCAGAAAACUCCCAACGCCCAUUUGUCGUCUAUGAUCACAACCUCUGACCUCCCGCCAGGGCCUGGCCACCAUUCUUUAUCUCAGAUUCCUCCAGCUAUCCCCAGCAUGCCUCACCCGUCAACAGUUUUACCAAGCGCAGUCCCUGACAGUGCUUCUCCUUCUUUACAUCCUGGGACACAGAACGUACCAAGCCCCGCUGGCCUGCCGCGCUGUCGGUCAGGCAGUUACACCAUUGGCCCCUUUUCCUCCUUCCAAAGUGCUGCACAUAUCUAUAGCCAGAAACUGUCUCGUCCCUCUUCAGCAAAGGCAGGUUCAUGCCAUCCAAACAAGCAUCAUUCAGCAGUAGCCAAAGUACAGAGAGAGGGAGAGGAUGGUUCCUCCUGCAGCAAACGGUACAGCCAAAGUCUGGUUACGGCUGAGCUUCAGCGGCUAGCAGAGAAGCAGGCGGCUCGGCAGUAUUCUCCCUCCAGCCACAUAAAUCUCCUCACCCAGCAGGUAUCAAACAUGAAUUUGGCAAGUGGCGUCAUAAGCAGAAGCAGUGCUUCACCUCCCCCCACCCUCCGGCCUGUCAUCAGUCCGAAUGUCCCGACAUGGUCAAACCAGUCAGACCCCCAAGCUCCCGAGAGUCAAUCCAGCCCUCCUGGAAGCAGGAGCCUGCAGACAGGUGGCUUUGCCUGGGAGGGAGAGGUAGAGAACAACGCGUAUAGCAAGGCAACAGGGGUGGCCCCCCAGCACAAGUAUCACCCCACCGCGGGCAGUUACCAGCUCCAUUUUGCCCUGCAGCAGCUUGAACAACAAAAACUUCAAUCACGGCAGCUUCUGGACCAAAGUCGAGCCCGACACCAGGCAAUCUUUGGCAGCCAGACACUACCUAACUCCAAUUUAUGGACAGUGAAUAAUGGUGCAUCUUGCAGAAUUCCAAGUGCCACAGGCAGUGGCCAGAAGCCAAUCACUUUGUCACAAAAAGUGGUGCCACCUCCAAGCUCGUCGUCCUCCUUGUUCCCCAAGCCCCCGUCCAAUCACAAACAAGUGCUCAGAAAGUCAACAUCCCAGAGGUCUUCCAAAGGCUCCUCGGCUGAAGGCCUGCUGAACGGACUCCAGAGCAGUCUUAACCCCGCAUCCUUUCUGCCCAUCACCAGCUCCACAGGUUAG
Molecule: messenger RNA, 4098 nt
Organism: Chrysochloris asiatica (Cape golden mole)
Lineage: Eukaryota; Metazoa; Chordata; Mammalia; Afrosoricida; Chrysochloridae
Gene: TTLL5
Product: tubulin tyrosine ligase-like family, member 5
Exons: 31
Coding region: 262-4098 (1278 amino acids)
Biological process (GO): protein polyglutamylation; microtubule cytoskeleton organization
Cellular component (GO): cilium
Molecular function (GO): tubulin-glutamic acid ligase activity; tubulin binding
Source: RefSeq, a predicted model, not a curated record